Messenger RNA from Cryptotermes secundus, 5712 nucleotides. RefSeq names its product armadillo repeat-containing protein gudu (gene gudu). NCBI's taxonomy places the organism in Eukaryota, Metazoa, Arthropoda, Insecta, Blattodea, Kalotermitidae. Gene Ontology annotation, molecular function: protein binding. The transcript has 14 exons. The coding region runs from base 1591 to 3504 and encodes 637 amino acids. The record is from RefSeq and is a predicted model, not a curated record.
CAUUCCAGUCUGAAGGAAGAAAAGACGAAAUACUGCUUAGUACUAGAAGUGAAUUUUCCUGAAAGCUAAGUUUUUGGUUAUUUAUUGACGUAUCUAUGUUGCAGGUUGUUUGUUUAAGGUUGUUACUGCAUACUCUAAUAGGUGAAUUUUUCAGGAAGCUGAAGUGUUUUUUUUUAAGAAUAGUUUGUUACUUAUUUAAUGACGUAUCAGUUUCAGAUGUUGUGUGUUUAACGUUGAUAUUGCAUAAUCCUAGGUGUGAAUAUUUUAGAAAGCUGAAGUUUCUGUGUAUUUGGGGGGGGGGAUUGUAGGAUAUUUAAUGACGUUGUAUCAGCCACAGAGGUUGUUUGAGUGUGACAUACCGUAUGAAAGGAUGAUUCUAUUUAGUUCGCUUGCGGACUAAAACUACGGAGUAUUCUUUUAUUCUAUUCUGUGAAAUGAAACGGAGUGGAUAACAAGCUAUUGUGGCCUAUUUCAAGUAGCAUUUCUUAACAGACAAGUCAGUCCCUUCGAACUUCAUUUAGCUGUUCUUUUAAGUUUCUACGGGUUUUCUGAGCGUAAAUUCAGGUACUUCACAAUCUUCAAUUUUCCCACAGACGACACGAAUUGCCUCAAACCACAUCAUCGGGAACCGUAAAAUCAUAAAUUUCAGUUGUAGUAACCGGCGACGCUUGAAUCGUUAUGCGUAUUUCGCAGUGAACCCCAUUACAAUCCCAGCCAGAAUGUCCGCGGCGACAAAGGCACGGGGUGUGGCUGCAGUUACCAGCACGGGCGGAGGGAGUUCAGGAGGAAAAACAGUGGUCAAGGGACGCCGUGGAACACUCUACCACCUAUCAUCCACCCUCGAGAAGAAACAGAAGGGUGGCACCACGGCGCUGGACGAUGUAAAAAUCAGGCGACGCUUCGCUACCAGCAGGUACUUCCUGUCGCCUGCCGGCAUUCUCAAGCUGCUCGUCAUUAUUCUGUUUCUGAUAGCCGCGACGCUAUUCCUCAGUUCGGAAUCCUGCCCAAAUACGCCAGAUUGGUACACAUGGCUAUAUCCUCUCGCUAGCUUGGUCACCGUCGUCUCUACGUCCUUCCUGUACGCAAUGUUUAUGCUUGGCAUGGCGGAAGACAAUCCGAGCCUCUGGGUGAAACUGGACAUGGCUGUGACGUUGACGGAGGCUGUGGCAGUGAGCGCCAUCUCGAUCAUCACAAUCACCGAGUGCAAAAAUUCCUCGUUUUUGAGCAACACGGUGCUCGGGCCUCUUGGUUUGACCGGCGCGGCGCUGAUGGCAUUGAGUACGGCCGCUACCUACAUCAUGUGGAGAUAUCGCAGCCAACAGCUCGCCCCCCAGUCCACCCCCGGCACAGACGCUCAACAGAAACCUCGAGUGUCGAUAUUUAUCUGAACAUGUGCAGUGCAUUGUCGUUCCUCAAAUGUUUGGAUUUAAGUUCGAUUUUCGCUCCGGAAGCUGUCGAAGAAGGACUCACAAUCGAAAGGAAUAGGCCUGUUACGUAGCAGACAAAUGGCAUAAGUAAUCUUUAGAGCCUGACAGAGUUAGCUUAGAAGACUGAGACUUAUCUCCCACAACAGAACAACGCACUGCGGUCAUGUCAGAGGCAGAAGAGGAGAGUGAGGACUCCAUUCCAUCAGAUUCUUCUGAAGAGGAUGAUGAGUUGAGGUGGCAGAAAAUAGCCAAGGGACCGGAUGUCCCAUCAGAAUACUGGCACAUUCAGAAGCUCAUCAAGUACAUGAAGGCUGGAAAUCAGACAGCUACUAUUGUGUCACUUUGCUGCCUCAAAGAUCACGACCUCACCACAGAGAUAAACCAGAGUGCCAUAAGGGAUAUUGGUGGUCUCGAAGUGCUGGUCAAUCUACUGGAGACCAAUGAUCUCAAGUGCAAGUUGGGUUCGCUGUCAGUGCUGAGUGAGAUCUCACAGAAUGCAGACAUUCGUCGUGGUAUCACUGAUCUGGGAGCCAUUCCUAUCCUUGUGAUUAUCUUAUCAGACCAAGCUAGGGACCUACAGAUUCUGGCAGCUGAGACCAUUGCUAACAUUGGCAAGAUCCACAAAGCAAGGCGAGGUGUCAGGAAGUGUAAUGGCAUCCCAAAAGUGGUGGAUUUGCUGGAUGUCAGCAAACAUGUCCUCACCACACCAAUCAACAUUCUCUCUCCAGAAGACAAGAAGGAGGUCCAUGUGGCAAAGGCAGGAGCCAAAGCACUUUGGUCCAUCUCCCAGUCCAAGAAAAACAGGGAUGCUAUGAGGAAGGCAGGGUGUGUGCGUCUUCUGGCCCGUCUGCUGAAAUCUGUUCAUGGGGACGUAGUAGUGCCCAUAAUGGGCACAUUACAGCAGUGUGCUUCUGAGAAUGAAUACCAGUUGGCUGUCCAGACAGAAGGCAUGGUCACAGACAUUGUCCAGCAUCUCACAGAUGACAACAAGGAGCUGAAGAAACUUUGUGCUUCAGCCAUAUUCAAGUGUGCCCAAGACUCAAUAACAAGGGAUUUAGUUCGUCAGCAUGGGGGACUGGACCCUUUGGUGAAACUAGCAAAAGAUGUGAGUAUCUGGGAUGACAAGCCUCUUCUAGCUGCAGUAACAGGAGCUAUCUGGAAGUGUGCCAUGAGCGCAGAAAAUGUUCACAGACUGGACGAGCUGAACACAGUUGAAACACUUGUCUCACUUCUCAGUGAUGAGAAUGAGGAGGUGCUGACAAAUACUGUGGGGGGAUUAGCAGAAUGCGCCAAGUUUCCAGAGAACCGAACGGAGAUCCGAACCUCUGGAGGUAUUCCGAAACUCAUUAUGCUUCUCAAUGGGAACUGUGGUCCCAUGUUGGAGAAUGUGUGCCGCGUACUUGGAGAGUGUGCACAUGAAAUGGAGUCAAUGGAGAUCAUUGAUAUGUUGGAUGGUGUGCGCCUCAUCUGGUCACAGCUCAAGCACCCCUCUCCUGCAGUACAAGCAAAUGCUGCAUGGGCAUUGUGUCCAUGUAUACAGAAUGCUAGGGAUCCUGGUGAGAUGGUAAGGAGUUUUGUUGGGGGUUUAGAGCUGAUUUUGAGUCUCCUCAAAUCCACUGACCCAAGUGUGCUGGCUUGUGUGUGUGCAGCCUUGGCAAAGAUUGCACAGGACAAAGAAAACUUGGCAAUCAUCACUGACUAUGGUGUCGUACCCAUGCUGGCACAGCUUGUUGUUAUGGAGGAAGACAUCUUGAAAGAACAUCUGGCUGAAGCUAUUGCACAUUGCUGUGCUUGGGGUGUGAACUGCCAUGAGUUUGGAUGCCUGGGAGCUAUCACACCCUUGGUGAACUACAUGAACUCCAAGGACAAGAAAGUUCAUCGUGCUACUGCCUACGCACUGCACCAACUGUCUGCAGAUCCCUUCAACUGUAUAACCAUGCACCAGAGUGGUGUUGUAUCUUUCCUUCUGGAAACUAUUGGUUCUUCAGACGAGAAGCUUCAGGAGGCAUCUGCAGGUUGCCUCAGCAACAUCAGGAAAUUUGCUCUAGCUGCUAAGAAUAACUACAAACAGUGUUGAUUUUCUCUAUUUCUGUCAAGAAAGUAUCCUUUAACUCUUUUGAUUGAUAUUACUCAGUACCUCCAAUUUUAUUGGAAGGAUCUAUCAAACUCCUUCCAAAAGUCAUGAUUUUUUGGCUUAAUAUUAUUAUUAGUUUUCGGUACUACAUUAUAGAUUCAUACAGAUUUAUUUGUCAUUCAGAAAUGUAUAAUAUACAUGCGUAUAUACAUAAUUUCUGUAUGGUAACACAUGCACAGAAUGUUCAGUAUACUGGAUAUGCUGUAAUAUAAAUCAGCUUCUAUGGUGCAGCAAUGUCACCAUACAAGGCUGCCUCUACAAGAGGAAAGAGAUGAGUAGUGGAUAUAGUCUGUUUAAACUCAGAUGAAAGGGAAAGUGAAAGACUGUAAAGUUUGUUGCAGAGCAAAUGAAAGCACCAUCGAGGUAAAAAGGUAAAGCUCUCCCUAGACUAAAUUGAUCACCACACCAUGAGGCUGUAUGGGGGAUUGGAGAUGUAACCCCAUGCAUUUGGGUCUCAGUCGUAGAUGGAGGUGAAUGGUCACCUUUACACUCCAGUAUUGGGUAGAGUCUGGGUGACACCCAAAGAAAGUCUGGAUGCUUGAAGAGAAUAAUCUCUUGCUCCUGCCAGAAAUGAACCCCAGUCAGUAAAAUUCUAGUAUAAUGAGACCCUGUGGCAAGCAGUGUCCCCCCCUCACCCCCCAGUACAAUUUCUAAGUGUGCUUUUAUUGCAUUGAAUUAUAUAUUAUGUUUAUGAAAAUACUACACUUUGAAAUACCAAAUAUAUUUUGUGGACCCACAGAAGUGGUAAGAAUUUCCAUAUAACUUGCUACAGAGCAUUACUUAAUAUGAUACAUCAUGAAACAUAAUUACAUCUGCAUUGUUAAAUAAGCAUGAAGUGAACCUCUUCUGGGAAAAUUUAUAUACUCUUUUUCAAUACAGUCAAACACUUCUCCCACUUUCAUUCUAAGGGCACAAGUUCCUCAAAAAAUAAGUAAUUUUUUCUAACUGUGUAGCAGCACAAAUGGUAUCUAUAGUUUUGCUUCUGAAGAAUGCCUUUCCCUACAGAAAUUUCUUCAGGAAUGUGUAAACCAAAUCGUCCUUUGGAGCCAUGUCUAGACUGUAGGUUCAUAAUCUGUUGUAGAAAACUUAUUUCUUCAACUUGCCUUAGUGUCUUAGUAGAGUAGAAAAAUGUGUAAGGGAAGAAGAGAAGGAACACUAUUAAUGAAGAUCAGUGAAAACUGUAAUUAAAAAUUGUUAUUAUUGGAAUACAUUCUGCUGUUUGAGAUUUGUAUGUGAAUAUAACAAAUCUGUCAUGUCUGCUGAUCCAUCAUUUUUCUUUGAGAAGGACUGUCCUUGGCUAGAUUUUAAUAUAACUUCAUAUAAAUGUUCUCAGAAAAAUACUGUUACAUGUUAGUAACUAAGCAAAGGUUUUGGACUGGUAAUUGGAUUUACUGAAAUCUUACAACAUGUAACAACCAGUAGCUAUAAUGCUAUUGCUAAUCUACACAUUUUACAAAUUAUCACAGCACACGCUGCUAAGUCUUCUCAGUUCACUAUAUCUUCAUGUACCCAUUACUUGGUGGUGGCCUUCAGCAGUGCAGAUUCCCUUUACUGCUUAUGCACCCAAAAUCUCUUGUUCUCAUUGGCUGGCAACUGACUUGCAAGUAACUAAUGACUCUGUCUACUCUCCGAUGUGUUUACCCAGCUGUCACCUCACAAUGGACCAUGUAAUCAUAUCACAGUAAACCAAAAUAUACAUUCUGACUGCAUCAUAUUAAACCCAGAGUUAAUCUGUGAGUUCAUUCCAUUUAACAUGCCAAUAAAUAUUUUAGGCAUGUGUGAGAAUGACUUCUUUAGUUCCAAACAAGAAUUUGCUUACAUUUCUAGAAUUGAAACAAUAAUGAGAAAUUUCUCUAACAGAACAUUUUUUUCUCUCUAAAAGUUCAUAACAGAAGACAUUUUUCACAGUGCACGGAAGCAUACUAUAGCAUUUACUCAAAUGGAUUGUGAUUCCAAAUGUAAGAUGAUCCCACCCUAGGAAACAUGUCUGCACAGAAGUAAUUUAAUUAAUUAUUUUCAUAUCCCUACUAUAGACAAACGAAAAAAGUAAACAUUACAAAAUGUGUUAGACCUGACCUAUUGUGUCCUAUAGUGAUUUGUGAAGUGUGUAGAACAGAGCAUAAUCCUUACUUGUAGUUGUGAGUUGUAAGA